CCGGAAUCUUGCCGCUCGAGAUGAACCUCCAGCACACCGAAUGGACCAGGCAUGGUGCGUUGUCGUGGCUGUUGAGACGAUCAGCGCAGUGAGCCGUUAAACUUCAAAGAAGUUGGAGGACAAAGCCGGGCAGAUUAGAUAAGAUGUGGGGCGCCAGUGUUUGGCGCGGCUAAGCGAAGGCGCAGCAACGGCGAAAGGGAACUGGCGUGGUUCGUGCGUUUCUCUCUUAUACCACGUCCUCGGGUCGCAAGUCCACUACCUCAUUCCUUUCCUCCGGUGGCGGCUCUUCCUGGGUGGUAUAUCGUACCCUCGUCCCUCUCAGACCCCACCGUCGCUCUUUACACCAACGCUCUUUCGCUAUGUCCGUCUUUGCUGCUGCUGCGACCAACGGUUCGACCGCCGCUCCUGCACCUGUCGCGGCCGGCCCCGUAGUCAACAACACGGAGCUGGUCUUCAACGUGGACCUCUUUCUGCUAUGUGCCGUCGCUAUCUUCGUUCUCAUGCUCUUGCCCCGCGCCGCGGUUCGUUUCACGCACAAGCGCGAAUGGACCAACGGCCACUUCCUGCACUCGGUCGCCGUCACCGGCGUAUCUGCUAUCAUGCGCCGUCCCUCCAAGCGCGAUGCUGUUCUCUCUCCCUUCCCUGCCGCGCACUUCCCUGGUCUCAAGCACCCGCAGCCGGAAGGGAAGCAGUUCGAGCUUGAGGAGACGGAGCAGUGGGCGUCGACCACAGACGCCUCGCACACGUAUGCGUCGCAUGCCGAUCUCGUGCGCAAGGCCUCAACUGCCACUGGGCGCGAGCGCAGGCGGCAGAACGUCCCUACGCACAUGCCUGGAUGGUCCACUAUGCUCCCAACCAUCGCGGCUUUCCUGCGCACCACUAUUCGCCCUGGCCUGACUAUCGGUAAGGGCUUGGUUGAGCUGACAUACUUUUCCGUCAUGCUCUAUGCCGGUCUGUACAAGUCGAACCCGUUCACGACGCCUAUCCGCGCCGGGUUCGUCGCUGUUAGCCAGAUCCCGAUGGUUGUUGCCCUCGGUACCAAGAACAACGUCGUCGGGAUGCUGAUCGGCUUUGGUUACGAACGGUUGAACUACCUCCACCGUUUCGCUGGCCGGAUGCUCGUCCUCGCGGCAAACGUCCACGCCAUCGGCUACUUCUAUUCCUGGACCGCCGCUGGCAACUUCGACAAGUACAUCAAGCAGCCCGACAUGCAGUGCGCCCUCGUUGCACUCAUUGCAACGGACUUGCUCCUGCUUCUCUCGACCAACAUGUUCCGAGAGAAGUUCUACAACUCCAUCUUCAUCCCCUCCCACGUCAUCUCCGUCAUCACGUUCCUCGUAGCGGUCUGCUACCAUGUCCCGUUCGCGGUGCCUUACGUCCUGUUUGCCGUCGGGUUCUACGGCCUUGACCGCCUCAUGCGGCUGGUCAAGUCCCGUGUCGCUACCGCGCGCCUCCGCCCUCUCCCUGAUCUCGGCAUGACUCGCGUUGAGAUCCCCGCGAUCAACGCCGGAUGGCGCGCUGGCCAACACGUCCGUAUCCGCGUCCUGUCCCUCGGUAUGGGUUACCGCCGUUGGGCCGAAGCCCACCCUUUCACCAUCGCCAGCGUUUCCCGCUCUGCCAGCGGUGAGGGCCUCGUGCUCAUGGUCAAGAAGGCGGGCGACUGGACGAACAAGCUGUUCGAUCUCGCUCAGCGGGCCGACUACGGCGAGGCGAACCGCAUCGGCAGCAACGUCCGGGUCAUCAUUGAGGGCCCGUACGGCGGCCCCGGCCAUGCCAUCUUCGGCAGCUUCUCUGGCGCAAUGUUCGUCGCGGGAGGCAGCGGUGUCACCUUCGCGCUCGCGGCGGUCCAGGAUCUCAUGAAGAAGGACCUCGAGUACAAGUCGCGCGUACGCGCGAUGGAACUCGUCUGGUGCAUCCAGGACCCCGCCGCGCUCCAGCCGCUCAUCCCGCUCUUCUCGACGCUCAUCGCCCAGGCGCAGCACUCGUACGCAACCCUCCGCAUCUCCGUGUUCUACACGCGUGCGCCGAAGAACCCCGAGGUCGUGAAGUCGUACCGCCUCCCCCCUGGCCUGACGCUGUCCCCCACGCGUCCCAAGCUCCCUGGCAUCCUCUCUGGCGUCGUCGACCGCUCCGCCGCGCUGUUCUCCGGUGGAGGCAAGGAGCGCCGCCGCGGUGGUUCUGCCCUCACCGGUGUUAUCGUCGGCGUGUGCGGUCCUGCUUCUCUCGGCGACGAGGUCCGCAGGGCCGUCGCCGGCUUCCCGGCGGACAGGCGCAAGGCCAUCGGCGGCAUCGAGCUACACGAAGAGGCCUUCGGCUGGUAAACGGACAACACAUCAUCAACACACCGCCUAUGCGCGUUGCCGCGGGCGACACCCGACGUCCUCGGCAUCUCCGCAUCCCUAUUCUCGGCUCUCCUCUCUGAUAUCGUAUCGUAUCUGCGCUCUCCCCCUUUCUUCUCUCGUCUUAACUUCCGUUGACAACGGUCCACUCACCACCCCCGUAAUGGUGCUGUGGCAGGCUGUGCGGGCGCCGCGCGCUCGCGCUACGUUACACCUUACCUACAUACACGCACACACACUCAGUCUGCAUAUAGAAGUCUGCGACCCGAUGCGCUGUUUGUGUCUGCCUGUCGGCUAGGCUUUUUCUUCUUGUUCUUUUAUUGCCUCUGUUAUUGUCGAGCGCACGCGCUGUUACGACACUGUACUU
Trametes versicolor FP-101664 SS1 is the source of this 2706-nucleotide messenger RNA. RefSeq names its product iron reductase. Gene Ontology annotation, cellular component: plasma membrane. Bases 360 to 2321 code for a protein of 653 amino acids. Gene Ontology annotation, biological process: iron ion transport; intracellular iron ion homeostasis; copper ion import. Gene Ontology annotation, molecular function: ferric-chelate reductase activity. Lineage: Eukaryota; Fungi; Basidiomycota; Agaricomycetes; Polyporales; Polyporaceae. The record is from RefSeq and is a predicted model, not a curated record. The transcript is spliced from 5 exons.